This is a messenger RNA of Aspergillus caelatus, 1069 nucleotides long. RefSeq names its product ribosome assembly factor MRT4. The transcript has 2 exons. Gene Ontology annotation, molecular function: RNA binding. Gene Ontology annotation, biological process: ribosomal large subunit biogenesis; rRNA processing; nuclear-transcribed mRNA catabolic process. The record is from RefSeq and is a predicted model, not a curated record. Gene Ontology annotation, cellular component: nucleolus; preribosome, large subunit precursor. The coding region runs from base 112 to 855 and encodes 247 amino acids. Lineage: Eukaryota; Fungi; Ascomycota; Eurotiomycetes; Eurotiales; Aspergillaceae.
UCCGCGUUUGUAUAUAAAACCCAUUUUCUCCAUCCACCGGGUCCAAGAACGUCGGGGUGUCAAUAAUUUCAAACCCGAGUUUUCGAAUUUUUCACCCACAACUCCGCCACAAUGCCUCGCUCUAAGCGCGCCCGCGUCGUCCACGAGACCAAGACCGCCAAAAAGUCCCACAAGGAACAGACCAGACGCUUGUACGCCAAUAUCCGGGAAUCUGUCGAGAAAUAUGACCAUCUUUUCGUCUUCGGAGUUGAUAACAUGCGCAAUACCUACUUAAAGGAUGUGCGCACUGAGUUCGCUGAUAGCCGUCUCUUCUUCGGCAAGACCAAAGUCAUGGCCGUCGCACUGGGCCACAACCCCGAAUCCGAAGCAGCCACCAACCUGCACAAGCUCGUUCCCUAUCUGACCGGUGCCGUCGGUCUCCUCUUCACCUCUCGCGACCCCGAGUCCGUCACCAACUACUUUGACUCCUUCCGUCCCUUGGACUUCGCCCGCGCCGGAACCGUCAGCACCCGGUCCUUCAGCAUCCCCAAUGGCCUUGUGUACUCGCGCGCCGGCGAGAUCCCCGCCUCGGAGGACGAGCCAGUCAGCCACACGAUCGAGCCCGAGCUGCGUAAGCUGGGCAUCCCCACUCGUCUCGUCAAGGGCAAGGUUAUGCUAGAGUUGACCGGUGACCAGGAGGCAUUCCCCGUUUGCCGGGAGGGAGAGGUUCUCGAUUCGCGGCAGACGACGCUGCUCAAGAUGUUCGGUGUUGCUACUUCCGAGUUCCAUGUUGCGCUGAAGGCUUGCUGGACUCGGGAAAGUGGAGAGGUGAAGAUUCUUGAGAAGGAGCAGGGUGGUAUGGAGGUUGAGCAGUGAAGUGGGGGUGGAAUUUGGGGCUAUAGAAAAAAAAGUCUUCUUUCUGAUUCUUUUUUUAUGUCUUCUCUUCUUCGACGAAAUCCCCUGGGCAUUUCUUGGAGUUAGGUAUUGGCGCUUGCUUUUCUUCUUCUUUCUUUUUUCUUUCUCUUGUUAUGAGUGGUACCCGUUUAUGACGGGUUCUUCAUUGCUGGAUGAGCGUAUGAUGGACAUACAU